AUGAAAGAUCGAUCGAGUGAAUUUAGGCAAAAAGCUGAGCAAUUUUUAACAGAUGAUAACACAUUCAUUUCGAUUGAUGUUGAAUCAAAUGUCAGUUUUGCGCAUGAUAGUUCCUUUUUUGCUGAAAUUGACGAAAUUCGAAAUGUAAUGGCCAAAUUAUCAGACGAUGUUGCCAGCAUGAAAUUGCAGCUGCGUUCAACCUUAGCUCAAACUAUCGUUGAUGAUAACCAAAAGGAAAAGCUGGAUGAAUGUAUGGCUGCUAUAAAGCAUCGCUCAGGUUUGUUACGAAAACAUUUGUUAGCAAUGAAAGAGAAUGUUAAAAAAACAGAAAAUGGAAAAAUCAUUGGAAUUAGCAAACGCAUCCAUCAAUAUCAUAUUGAAGCAUUGUUAAAAAAGCUUUCAAAUUUACUGGAAAUAUUUAAUACUGCUCAAUUAGAUUACAGAGCGGAAGUUGCAAGUUAG
Brugia pahangi is the source of this 462-nucleotide messenger RNA. Lineage: Eukaryota; Metazoa; Nematoda; Chromadorea; Rhabditida; Onchocercidae. The record is from the annotation of a GenBank genome assembly.